This is a messenger RNA of Phalaenopsis equestris, 1759 nucleotides long. Its product is annotated as U11/U12 small nuclear ribonucleoprotein 59 kDa protein. NCBI's taxonomy places the organism in Eukaryota, Viridiplantae, Streptophyta, Magnoliopsida, Asparagales, Orchidaceae. The annotation marks the transcript as partial. The record is from RefSeq and is a predicted model, not a curated record. The transcript has 9 exons.
UAUUUUCCAACACAAUUAGUAUCUGGAGGGCCUUCUAGCUUGCAAACAGUACAAGCCAUUCAACAUGCUUCCAAUACCUUUUGGCGAGCAGACCAAGUGCACGAACAUUUAAGGAACUUGCAGGAAACUCUUCAUCUAUUAAAAUCAGUGCAGAAAGAACUAGAGGGGAUUUAUUUAAUCAAGAGAUCCAAUUGUACCGGUGAAGCUGAUGGAUUUCCUUUUAAUCAACUGAAAGGAAAGAACUUACUUUCUUCUCCAUUUGAUUCUUUUGGGAAUGAAAUGUUUUCUGAGUUAGCUGAGAUAAUCACAGAGAAAAAAAUUUGUCCUGAAGUACAAGAAUCUCUUGCUUUAGAAGCUGCAAACUCAUUAAUGGCAACCUUAAAAAGCCAACUUGCCCCAUUUAAUGCUAUCUCCAGUGAGACAAGUCAAUGGGAGGAUAAGUCCAUGGCAAUUUGGUUAGCUCAAAAACAGCAGAAGUACAAGAGGAAUAAGCAUUGGAAAAAGAGAAAAAGAAAACAGGUUGCAGAGCUGCUGCGGAAGGAGUACGAUGGAUAUGAUAAGGUGGAUGAAGAGGCUGAUGAGUGGAGAGCAAGAGAGAUUGCCAAGGACAUUGCAAAGCGCAAGAUCGAAAACAUGAAGUCAAUUGCAAAGCUUAAAGCUAUUGAGGAAAGGAAAAGAUUAGAAUCUGAGCUUGAGCUUGUCUUGGUUGUGGAGAAGUUGCAAGAGCUUCGUUCUAUCAGAAUUGAUAAACUUAAAAAACAAGGGCAUUUUCUUCCAGAAGAGGAUGAUAAGUUUCUUGAGCGAGUAAGAUCCGCUGUGGAGGAAGAAGAGAGACAAGCUGCUGCUGCUGCUGACACCCAUGCUGCUAGGGAUGCCAUAUCAACAGCUGAAGAAUCAAGGAAAACAAUCAGAAUUACAAAUCCUGAUGCAAGCGUUGUCAAACAAAAUAGAGUGGGAAGUCCAGUGAAGCAAGUGCAAGUAAGCACUGCAGAAAUUGAAAGAAGCUCAACUGUGAAUGCAACCCAGGGCUCUGAACAAAAAGUGGAAGGGCAAGGAUUUAACAAUGCCUAUGAGUCAGUGACCAAUUUACCAAUUGAGUUUUACCAGUAUUAUCAUGGGAGUAAUAAUGAUAUGGGGAAGCUCAUAGAGGUUAGAAGCAUUUGGGAUGCUUACAUCAAACCUGGAGGAAGUCGGAUACCUGGCCACUGGGUACAGCCACCGCCACCUGCUGAUGAGGUCUGGGCAUCCUAUCUUGUUAGCACCAUGAAUCGCUGAAAGCAAACCGACGCAACUGCUUCCUUCAGGCAAAUGGAUUUCUUACUAGAGAAGAGGAAAAUGACAAAAGCAGGCAAAAUAGGUGCUUUUAACUGGAGAUGCAGUCUCCAAGUUUCCGGUGCUGUUCUAAUGAAGACACUAAAUAUGGGAAUGAAUUUUGAAUGGAGUGAUGAACCGCGGGAGCCGGCAACACUAGCAAAGAAUUUCAUCAGCAACCAUUUUUUGGUUCUGCAAUUAGUCUGCUUCAAGAAAGAUGGGGAGCUCAGGUAGUUGGACUUAUGAAGGGUGGUAGCCUGAGACUUUACAUACCAAUUAAUUUCAAUGUAUUUACAUAUCUAACACCUAAACUUCAAUUUUUAAUUAUACAUGCCACUUUAUUUAUGCAUUAGAAAAUGCAUAGGUAAAUACAUAAGAACUGGGUGGUAUGCAUCUAAAUGUGCCCUUUUUUUAAUUGAUAUGAAAUCAUCAACUUCUUUUAUAUUUA